Molecule: messenger RNA, 2252 nt
Organism: Protopterus annectens (West African lungfish)
Lineage: Eukaryota; Metazoa; Chordata; Ceratodontiformes; Protopteridae
Exons: 9
Coding region: 419-1192 (257 amino acids)
Biological process (GO): interleukin-15-mediated signaling pathway
Cellular component (GO): plasma membrane
Molecular function (GO): interleukin-15 receptor activity
Source: RefSeq, a predicted model, not a curated record
GGGUUAAUCAUAAACCGCUUUGAAGCAGUAGGAGGGAUUUGUGUGGUUUGUGAUUUCCUGGUAGUCUGUAUGAGUACUCGUUACUUCAGUUUCUAUCUCUAUCUCUGUUUCUCUUUCUCUUCGUUUCUCAUUCUGUACCCGCCUAUCCUUAUUUGUUUCAAAGUUAAUGUUUUGUCACCUGACAUUGAAAAGAAACUUUUUUUUAUUCCACAACUCUUCAGUUGUAAGGUCUGUCGUAAUCUUCUUCUUUACAAACAGGCAGCUAUAAAAGUGAAGAGAGGAAUCUGGGCAACUGAAUCUGAUAUUUUUUCUGUACUCCUUACUUGAUAUGUGAUGGGCUAUGUGCUGAGGUAUUAUGAAAGUGUCUUUUCAAGAAUAAAAGAUUAAAAAAAAAUGUACUGAGUGACUGUUAACCAGUAUGUCUUUAAGGAUUGUUAUGGAAUUAAUUCUGAAAAUACUGGUGGCUGUCUACUUCCAAAAGUGUCUUGCACAAUCAGAAAAGUGCAGUGCUCUGGAUUCGAUAAAUACUUCCCAACUUAUGCUUGUCGAUGUAUCCAUUGGAAAAUAUAUGGUUCGUAGCAUAAUAAUGUAUGAGUGCUUCUCAGGAUAUAAAAGGGAAGCAGGAAGAUCAAGUGUCACUAAAUGCGAACAUAUGAAUGGGACAGUGAAAUGGACACAUUCUUUAUUUAAUUGCAUAAGUCCAUCAGGAAUUGGACAAAGCCAUGGUCCUGCUCCUGAAUCCAACAAAGCUUCUGUACCCCAAAGAAUUUUCAUAACUCACGAAGAAAAGAAUGCCAAUUCAGAAACACAAAACUGGGAGAAAGAUUACUGUGGAGCUCCCACACCAGUUGCAAAUGCUUAUAUUAAAUUAAUGAGUAGCCCUGUAGGACAGGAGAUAUUUUACAACUGUCCAGCUGGCUUUGCGAUCAAACCAGGAACUUCAGGACUGAGCAGGUGUACAAACGGGAAAUGGACAUCACCAUCAAUUGAAUGCAAUAUUGCUUCACAUUCAGCAACAGCAACAAACAGAUUAGCAUCACAAUCCACAAAUUUAGCCACAGUGAAUGAGGACAAACCCGGUGAUGUUUGUAAUUCACAUGCCAGUACACCACCUGCAUUAAUAUGGUUGCAUCCAGUAUGGGUUCACCUCUUCCUCGUUGUGCUUCCUUUUUUCAUUUUUUAUCUACUAUAAAACUGGCAAAAAAUGCCAUGCUAAACAGGACACAGACAAGUUGGAAUGCUCCAAAUAUCAUUUUGCUGAUGACAGUAGACAACCAUGAUAACAAAGAUCAUAUGCAAACCAUGUGACAAAAGAAAGACUUGGAUAUAUUUAACACUGUACGCAUUAACAGAAAACUGAUCUUUUCAGAGUUACUGCACUAAAUGGGACAUUGUUAUACUGAAAAGCAGUAUAUGUAUGGAAAUAGGCUGAAUGCUGCUGUGUAAAAGGUCUUCUAUAACUGCUGUCUUAAAGCUACUUGUGUACAUGUGCAUCAUAAUUAUCAACCUUUUUUCCUGUAGCAUACUUUCUUAACAAGGCCCUUUAUGACACAUGGUGCAGGUAGCCUUAUUUGUUUGUAUGGUAUUAGAAAUGAUUAUAAAUGUUCUGCUGUCAGAGUGGUUAGUAAUACCGGAAUAUAAGUUCCAUUUUUGGAUUGGAAUGGUUAAUAGGUUAAUAAUUCAAGUAGCUAAAGGGAAACUGGCUAGGCUUAAAAUGACUGGCAAGGGCAUAUUGCCUAGUACUUACCUAUGAACCUAUGAAUCUAUGCAAUAAUCGGUCUUGCACUGAUGGGGUUUCAGUCCCAUUACUGCCAACCAAGUGUCAUGUUUAAUAUAUGACACAGGGGUUAUGGUUACUGCAACCACACCACUGGCCACAAAUAGGUCUGUUGGCCACCAGAGGGAUGGCCUUUCAACUUACAUCACUGGCACCUAACAGGUUAAAUCAGAAAACAAUGCAUGCAAAACUGAUUCAAUGGCCAGUUCACCAAGUACAGCCUGACAUCAAGAGCAUACAAGGGAUAUGCACUGCUGUCCUGGGUAUGGGCUCCUGACAUCCACAUCCAAACUAGGACUGUAAAUGUAAUACUUAUUGAGCUGAGGCUUUGACCUAGCACCUCAGGCCCCCCCCUUCCUUACUACUGUCUCUGUGAAUGGAAAUGUUUUCAGUGCCCUUUACCCCCAGUGACUGCCUUUCAAACAUACACACACACACACACACACACACACACACACACACACACACACACACA